AUCUUGAUGCACCGUCUCCAAAAUCACCGAUAAAAAGGGAGUGGUUGCACUUCUUGUUGGGAAAUAUACCGGGACCAGCAAUCAGUCAAGGCGAAAUCUUAGCUCCCUAUAUUCGUCCUAAUCCUGAAGAAGGGACACAUCGACUGGUUUUUUUAGUCUAUAAGCAACCUCAAGGCAGAGUCAACUUUCAGGAGCGGAAACUACAGUAUACGACGGAUCCUGCAAGAGCUUACUUUUCGUCAAAAAACUUUGCAAUAAAAUACAACUUCGGUGAUCCGUUUGCAUGCAACUUCUUCUUAGUGGACGCACCAAAGCGACUUUCGGUGGAUUCACCAGCUGAAAAUAGCACCAAUUUAGGGGAGAAAAUUGGCGAAAAUAAUGUCAAGCCAACCUCGACGAUUUUCCAACAUGAAAAAAGUACCGGUAAGAGAGGAGCCAAGUCAAUCUCAACAGUUUCAUUGACUGAGAAAAGCACCAUUUUGAAAGGUAACUACGGAAGACGUAAUAACAAGCCGACACCCACAAUUUUACCAGCUCAAAAUCGCACUAAUUUAAGAGGAAGCUUCAAAAAAAGUAGUAGUGAAUCAAUGCCGACUUAUUCACCAGCCGAAAUCAGCACCACUUUAAGAGGACGCUAUGAAAGAAUUAGCACCAAAUUAACAUCGACUAUUAUUCCCACGGCUGAAAGUAGCACCACCUUAAGAGAUAAAUUUAAAGAAACUAGUGAUAAGUCUACACUGACAAAGGGGCCAACUGCAAAUAGCAUCGCGGUAAGUGAACGUUAUGACCAAAUUAGUGCUAAAUCAACUUCGGCGAUUAUUUCUAUGAAUGAAAACAGGGCCACUGCAAGCAAUUACUUCAGAAUAAGCAGUCCCAAGUCAACGUCAACAAUUUCACCAGCUAAAAAUCGGAUCACUGUGAGAGCACGUUAUGAAAGAAGUAGUGAGAAACCAGUUUUAAGACGAACUCAGCCAGUGGAGGAUUCAAGCAAAAUUGAGAUUGGCUACAUUUGGUGACACUAAAGCACAUUCAUCGAAAA
This is a messenger RNA of Bemisia tabaci, 1039 nucleotides long. The record is from RefSeq and is a predicted model, not a curated record. Lineage: Eukaryota; Metazoa; Arthropoda; Insecta; Hemiptera; Aleyrodidae.